This is a messenger RNA of Trametes versicolor FP-101664 SS1, 863 nucleotides long. RefSeq names its product phospholipid methyltransferase. Gene Ontology annotation, molecular function: S-adenosylmethionine-dependent methyltransferase activity. The record is from RefSeq and is a predicted model, not a curated record. Gene Ontology annotation, biological process: phosphatidylcholine biosynthetic process. The transcript is spliced from 5 exons. Lineage: Eukaryota; Fungi; Basidiomycota; Agaricomycetes; Polyporales; Polyporaceae. Bases 24 to 638 code for a protein of 204 amino acids.
CGACGUCCUCCACGACCCAAAAUAUGGCGAGCUCGCUCACGACCUUCAUCGACCUCUCCAAGCCCUCCUUGAUCGCAUGUGUCGCGUCGAUCGCGUUCAACCCGACCGCGUGGAAUAUCGUCGCGCGCAAUGAGUACAGGAACAAGACGAUAACGCGCAUAUUUGGAGGGAACGCGCGGUAUGGGUGCUACUUCCUUGCACUGUGCAUCUUCUCCGCGGGCAUGUUGCGCGACUCGCUAUACCACCGCGCAGUGCUAGAGCAGCCGCAAGUGAAGCUACUGCCAGAACCACUAGAUACGCUCAUCCCCGCCGUGCUCUUCAGCCUCGGGCAGAUCUUCGUCGUGACCUCUACUUGGGCACUCGGGGUCACUGGGACUUUCCUGGGCGACUACUUUGGGAUCCUCAUGGACCACCGCGUCGAGGGCUUCCCGUUCAACGUCCUGCGCGAUCCGAUGUACGUCGGGAGCACGAUGUCCUUCGCCGCGACCGCCCUCUGGUUCGAGCGCCCCGCUGGGCUAUUCGUCACGGCGUACGUGUACAUUGUGUACUUGAUUGCGCUUCGGUUUGAGGGCCCAUUCACGGACGCGAUAUACUCCAAGCGGGCGGCUGCGCAGGCAGAGUCUAGGAAGGAGCUCUGAACGAUCUCACGACUCACGACUUUGGGACACAGAUGGAUUUUUUGUAGACGACACUGAGGUUCAACACCCGCCACCCCUAUACACCGUAGUGUAAUUCAGUAUACUUUCAACAGCGCAUUACCCUACCUAGUCGCAUAUACAAUGACCUGUAGCCGUGUAUGCAUGUCGCUGUUCCUCAUCACGUACGCCGCCAGGGUUUGUGUAAAUGCAAAGAAUUCGGUGUCC